This is a messenger RNA of Symbiodinium sp. CCMP2592, 3540 nucleotides long. Lineage: Eukaryota; Dinophyceae; Suessiales; Symbiodiniaceae. The record is from the annotation of a GenBank genome assembly.
AUGCUGGCUGUGCGCAGCCUCGUGGCCGGGGCCGACUCGGGUCUGGAGCGAGGCCGUGAUCCAGAUGUAGACCACUGGCAUAGCAGCAUUCGAUUCCUCGUGGUGUCCUCAGCUGUGCUUGCAAACAACAUCCUGCGCGUCUACUGCAUGGUUCUGUUUGCCCAGCAUCGCAAGCUGCUUUUGGUCGGCUGGCAGCUUCCCUUCGAAAUCCUGGGGGCACUGUUGUCAGUUCACAUCACCUGGAAGGAUGCCGACAUUCAGCGGCGGCUUCGGAGUGCAUCGCUUGGCGGACGGAUCCUUUGCGGUUUUUUGGCCUUUGUGUUCCUGGGCCUCUGUCAGAUCAUUCACGUGAAAAGGGCCUGGGCUCGGCAACUUCGGAGUGGAGAGAUCUUGGACCGCUUGGACGACAGAGACUUCAUGUGGACAACGCCUGUACUCGGGGGUGAACGUGGGCAUCCAGUUGCCGUGAUCACUAACUUCUCUAUUGUUCCGGUGUGUAUGUACGCCUUCCUGACCAAGCAGUGCCUGAACGUGGAAUCGGAUGAGAGUCCUUCUUCAAUCUGGUGGUGCGAACCCAAGUCUGCUUUUGAAACGUACAUACUGGCAUUCGGAAUCCUCUCAGCCCUGGUAGUGAUCAGCAUAUGUGUAGUUGACAUUGACAUUGUGGUUUCGGCCUUCGUGGCUCGACGUUACCAUCUGGACUUCCGCCGUCGUGGCUCGCGUGUCGGCGUCCUGCAGAUCUUGUACCCUGUUGUGCACAUCAUCUACCGUAUCGCGGAGGUAGUUGCCAGGAUCUCCCUGUUGACGGCUUGCGUCCUGGUCUCCGGUUUCGAGCUACAUCUUUCAGGCUUGAUCGCUUCCUUCUCUUUGAUUGCGGUGGACUUCUUGAUAGCACUGCUCAUCCUCCGCAAGUAUUCGCCGCGAAGCGAGCGCUGGGCGAUCCAUUUCUUCGUGGCACUUGGCUUCUUGAUUGCCGACAUGGCGAAGUUUGUGGACCGGCCCGGCUUUUCUUAUCCUGCGCGACACAUCAGCCUCGCCCUCGGGAGGUGGCGGAAGCUGCAGCUUCUUCUGGUCUGCGGAACUGCCUAUGCUGUGACUCGUUGGGGCGAGAGCUUGGAGAGGAGAGAUCUGCAAACUUACCUGCGUGGCUGGGCGAUCCUCGCCACACUUGCGACGUCCGUCCUGAUCUUCGAAACCUUGCAGCUGACCCCGAUGAUCAACGCAACCGGAGAUGAUCUGCACACUGCAGUUCUAAAUCACAAAAUUUCUCGUGUGAGAAAGCUACUGGACACAGGGCUGGCUGGCGAAGCUCUGGAUGUGAAUGGACCGUCGAAGGACUCCGAGCAAGUAACGGCUGCGAUGCUGGCGGCGCAGGAGGGCUUCGUCGAGGGACUUCGAAUGAUCAUGUCUUGUGGUGGCCGCAUGGAAGUGCGCGACUCCAAGCGUGAGACUUGCAUCCACUACGCUGUGCGGCAUCUGCAGCUCGAGGCUCUGGAGUUCCUCGUGCGUCAGCCAGGUGCAUCGCAGGUGUUGCACGCCUGCCGCGAGGAGUUGCGUGCCUUGGCUGCUGCGGCUGCCGGCCUUGACCUGGUGCCCCCGGAAACGCAGACAGGUGUCCCGUCCGACCAGCCUACGUCGGGCGUCGCGUCGAACGAAGCGGGCCAAAGCCAAACGCCAUCCUUCCUUUUCCGUGCCUCCACGAAGUCUGCGCGGAGGCUCAGCCCAGAUGAGGCUCGUCGCCUAGUUCUCCUCUUGGAGCCGAACAGGGGCACGAGAAGAAAUGCCGACGAACACGAGGUCUUCGGCACGAUGCGGAAUGUGAGGACCCACUUGGCUAUGAGCCGACAUCUGUUGAGACUCUUCCCAAAGGCUUUGGAAGAGGAUGUGCCCCAACUUCACGAGCUCCACUCCGUAAGCGCACUGGUUUUUGGCCACGGUGCAGGCGCCUUUGCUCGGGCAUUCCUGCGUGUAGCACCGGUGGCCGGUUGGCUUUCGUCUCUGCGGAAGGUGCGGGAGCUCGGCCAAGGGGCCUCGGGCACAGUGAUUGAGGUGGAGCUCGACGACGGCGCAGCCUCCUCCAUCGCAGCCUCUCCGAGCAAUCCGGGCAUGGGAAGAUCAGGCUUUCUGCGGUCAAGAAUGUCCCUGACUGGGAGAUCUCGGAGUCAGAGCGAUCAUCAGCAGUUCCUGGAGCCCCCACGCUUUGCGAUGAAGCUCCAGUCGAAGCGCAACCUCGAUUGGCAGGCCUACUCAGAGGUGGUGGCCCUGAGGAGGGCGGGGCACCCCUUCAUCGUGCGACUAGAGCAGGCCUUCCAGACGCCUCACUACUAUGCCUUGCUGCUGGAACUUUGUCCGAAGGGAGACCUCAACCUGCUCUUGUGUAAUACGCAUGAGAGUGGGAGCGAGCGUCGCAUGGGCUUGCCGGUGAGUCGUGCUGCUAGGUACGCCGGACAAGUGCUGCUGGCCCUGGUCCACCUCCACGAGGUGCUGGGAAUCAUCUACCGAGAUGUCAAGCCGGAAAACAUCCUCCUCUCCACUCAGGACGAGGCCAAGCUGGCGGACUUCGGGCUCGCCCUUUACGUAGGGGGCAAUUUCUUCAGCGCCAACUACUCCAUGCCCAUUGCAGGCACCCCAAGGUUUCUUGCUCCUGAGCUGGUCCUCGGGGAGGAGUCCGACAGCGAGAUGUCCACCAUUGAGCAGGGCGCCAUGAGAGAUGUGCGCUUCGAUCCCUUCAAGACAGAUGCGUACAGCUUUGGCGUGACACUCUACGUGAUGUUGCUGGGCGAGGACUGCGCCGAUUUGGAGCAAGGGGAUGGAGACACCUUGUGGAUCUUGCCGAGGAGGCUGCCCGAUGCGGAGCAGACGGAGUUCCUGGAAUCUUGCUGCCGCAGCGGCCGACUUCUCCCUGAGGCGAAGGACCUCUUGGAGCGGCUUCUCCCAUCCAGGCCUCAGAUGCGAAGGCGUCUGGCCGAUGCAGAGAUUCAGAAUCACAACUUCUUCCUUGUGGCACUUGGCUGCAAGGCACUCCCGGCACGCUCCAUUCUCGAGUCAGUGCUGAGUGCUGAAGUAGAAGCGAUCUAUCGGCGACGCAAUCCACACAAGCUGAGCAACGUCGAGGCAUUGCUAGAAAAGUACAAAGACAAAGAGGCGGUGCUGUAUGCCAAAGUGUGCAAGGCCUACGACCUCGACCCGAGCAAGUUUUAUGCGGAUGCAAAGGCAUGGGAGCGGUACGAAACAGAUGUGCAGGAGGAGUUUGAGGAGCGCCCUGGGGAGGCGGAGAAGCCUGCAGAGCGUCCAGCUGACGAGCCGGCUCCAGGUGGUUCCCACGCUUCGGGAACAGGUGCUGCAGCUCCUCCAGCCCCGGCGGCAGGAACUGGGGUUGUCGUGCCAAGCUUGUUUGGCGUAACAUCCUUUGACAAGUCGCAGCGUGCGCCUGAUCCUGGUCUUGCGAAAGACGACUCCUCGGAGGAUGGCGAGAAGCCCAAGGCCACGAAGAGCAUCACCACGGCCAACACUGAGUCUGCAGAGUGCAAGAUGCAGUGA